GUUGAUAACACGUUAUUGCAUGUGAGGACUGAGGGCAGACACACAAAGAUUAAAGGCGAGGUGCAGGAGAUGGUAUGUGCCCACCCAUUGCAGACAUGGGCAGCUUGCCGCCAUGUGAUCCAUGACUGGGUUUAAAAGCUUAUGGCCCACAGAGAACGGCACAGUAUACAAUUCCCCACUGAGCCUCGUCUGCAGCGUACAUCACACUCUCUGGGUGCUGCAUCCUUAACAUGUCGGACACAGAGGAAGCAACGUACGAGGGACAACAAGACGAGGAUAUUGUUGCAGAUGCCUCAGAGGAGAAUGAAGGAGAAGAGGCAAAGCCCAAGUCAAAGCCUGGUUUUGUGCCUUGCUUGGCAGCUCCCAAAAUCCCAGAGGGAGAAAAAGUGGACUUUGAUGACAUCCAUCGAAAACGGAUGGAAAAGGACCUGACGGAGCUCCAGACUCUGAUUGAAGCUCACUUUGAGAAGCGUAAGAAGGAGGAAGAAGAGCUCCUUAGCCUCACAGCUCGCAUUGAGAAACGCAGGUCAGAGAGAGCAGAGCAGAUGAAGAUCAGGGCGGAGAGGGAAAGAGAACGGCAGAACAGAGUAGCUGAAGAGAAAGCGAGAAAAGAGGAUGAGGAAGCAAAAAAGAAAGCAGACGAAGAUGCCAGGAAGAAGAUGAUUCUGUCCAACUUGACUUUCACUGGAUAUAAGGUGAUGUUUUUUUGUUUUUUUUUGCACACAACAUACAGUAUAAUCACAUCACCACAUGUUUCCUCUCCUCCUGACCAACAGACACAGACCGGGCCAAAAAGACAAACAGAAAGAGAGAAGAAGAAGAAGAUCCUCAAUGAUCGACGAAAAGAGUUAGAUAUAGAUCAAAUGAAAGAAGACAAACUCAGGGAGAAAGCGAAGGAGCUGUGGGACUGGAUUCGUCAGCUGGAGGCGGAGAAAUUUGAGUUUCAGUACAAGCACACGAAGCAGAAGUAUGAGGUCACCGUGCUGAGAAACCGGGUCAGUGAUCAUCAGAAAGUAUCAAAGGGUGGCAGAGGCAAGCGCGGCCUGAGGAAGUAACAUCCAACAUCCACCUGAGGAACACUGGCCAUGGAAUUACUGAGAGUAGCAUGAAUGUGCUUUCUUAAUACUUGAACAUGCAAGAAUAAAUUACAAUCCCGAAAAUAUCCUCUUAAACGUGUGACCUGUGAAAUGAAGUGCAUGCUGAGUUCAUCUGCAGGAAUGUAGCAGUAUAGUAGACAGUCUCUGAUUUCCUUAUUUAAUAUAUCCGACCUCUAAAAGUGAAGUUGAAACUAAUUAUUUGGUUCUUGUGUGUAUGAAUUUGUGGUUUAAAAGUCUUUAUUUAAUAAAUCGCAUAUUGUGUCCUCUUUC
Molecule: messenger RNA, 1367 nt
Organism: Chelmon rostratus (copperband butterflyfish)
Lineage: Eukaryota; Metazoa; Chordata; Actinopteri; Chaetodontiformes; Chaetodontidae
Gene: tnnt2b
Product: troponin T type 2b (cardiac)
Exons: 14
Coding region: 231-1055 (274 amino acids)
Biological process (GO): sarcomere organization; cardiac muscle contraction; regulation of muscle contraction
Cellular component (GO): troponin complex
Molecular function (GO): tropomyosin binding; troponin C binding; troponin I binding
Source: RefSeq, a predicted model, not a curated record